AUGGAAGAAGAGAAGAAGGCCGAUCUGGCACCCUCGGUCCAGUCUGACUCCAUGCCAUCUGAGGGUGGAUCAUGGACUCAAGAUGAAGAAAAGGCAGUCGUCAAGAAGCUCGAUUGGUACCUCAUGCCCCUCCUCGUCGUCGGCUUUUACGUCCUCCAGCUCGACCGGACCAACAUCGGAAACGCAAUGACAGACACCCUAAGCCAGGACCUCGGCAUAUCGAACAACCAGGUCAACGUCGGCAACCAGCUCAUGUUCGCCGGCAUCGUCGUCGCGGAGAUCCCCUCGAACCUCAUCUUGCAAAUACUCGGCGCCCCCGUCUGGCUCACGUUGCAAGUCGCCAUCUGGGGCACCAUCGCCCUGACGCAGGCCUGGUGCACCAACGUCGACUCUUUCUACGCGACAAGGUUCCUGCUGGGCGUGUUUGAAGGCGGCUACGUGCCCGGGUGCCAGUACAUGCUCGCGUUGUUCUAUAAGAGAGACGAGCUCGCGUUGAGGACAUCCGUGUUCUACUUCGGCAAUUAUUCGGCUGCCGCGACGGGUUCUUUGAUCGCUGCCGGCAUUCUGCAGCUCGGGGGCAGGGGGGGACUCGCUGGAUGGCAGUGGCUCUUUGUCAUUGAGGGCACAAUCACGCUCCUCAUCUUCGCAGCCUUUGUCAUCUUUCUCCCCCGCAGUCCAAGACACACGAGGCCGAUCCACGGCUGCUUCGACCUCUUCAGCAGCAGGGAGCGCACGAUCCUCAGCAACCGCAUCCUGCUCGACGACGAGUCCAAGGGGGCCGAUAAGGCCGACAUGACGCUCAAGAGCCUGGGCAGCGCGUUCGUCGACUACCGGCUCUGGCUGCACAUGAUCCUCAACCUCAUCAGCCUCACGCCCAAAGGCGGCCUCCUCAUCUACGGCCCCACCAUCAUCAAGAACCUGGGCUUCUCCAAGAUCAACGCAAACCUCCUCAGCGCCGUCGGCAACGUCCUCGUCAUCGUCCUGUCCUUCGCCCUCUCCGUCGCCUCGGACAGGACGCGGCUGCGCGGGCCGUGGUGCAUCGCGGGCUUCGUGUGGUCCAUCGCCUUCGCCGGAGCGUUGUGCGGGCUGCCCCUGGGGUCUGACAAGUGGGUUCGGUACGCCAUGUUCACGCUUCUGACGGGAGGCAACGCGCUGGCGCAGGCGAUCAAUGAUGCCUGGCUCAGCAUCAACUCGACCAAGGCCAGCAACCGGAGCGUCGGGCUGGCCAUGGCUGUCAUGGGCAGCAACCUGGGCGGGAUCGCUGGGCAGCAGCUCUUUCAGGAGUCCGACUCGCCGAGGUAUUCCAAGGCUUUUCUCGCAAUCUUGCUGCUGUAUGGUGCGUGUAUUCCGAACACACUCGGACUCAUGUACACGUACUGGAGAAUGAACCGGAAGACAAAGACUGCUGGCGAAGAUGACAAUAGCGCUGUCGCUGAGAGGCGCUUUGAUUUGUAG
Colletotrichum karsti is the source of this 1455-nucleotide messenger RNA. Its product is annotated as major facilitator superfamily transporter. NCBI's taxonomy places the organism in Eukaryota, Fungi, Ascomycota, Sordariomycetes, Glomerellales, Glomerellaceae. The transcript is spliced from 3 exons. Gene Ontology annotation, molecular function: transmembrane transporter activity. Bases 1 to 1455 code for a protein of 484 amino acids. The record is from RefSeq and is a predicted model, not a curated record. Gene Ontology annotation, biological process: transmembrane transport. Gene Ontology annotation, cellular component: membrane.